Lolium rigidum is the source of this 1605-nucleotide messenger RNA. RefSeq names its product probable fatty acyl-CoA reductase 4. Gene Ontology annotation, cellular component: intracellular membrane-bounded organelle. Gene Ontology annotation, molecular function: alcohol-forming very long-chain fatty acyl-CoA reductase (NADP+) activity. Lineage: Eukaryota; Viridiplantae; Streptophyta; Magnoliopsida; Poales; Poaceae. The coding region runs from base 38 to 1531 and encodes 497 amino acids. The transcript is spliced from 10 exons. The record is from RefSeq and is a predicted model, not a curated record. Gene Ontology annotation, biological process: suberin biosynthetic process; long-chain fatty-acyl-CoA metabolic process.
CAGGUAGUAGCCGAGAGUCAGGAUCAUCUAGUUCCCGAUGGACGCCACUGCUGUAGCUGGGUGUUUUAGAGACAAGAGCAUCCUCAUCACCGGCUCAACUGGGUUCCUCGGGAAAUUGCUCGUGGAGAAAAUACUGAGGGUUCAACCAGCUGUGAAGAAGCUCUACCUGCUUGUUCGUGCAGCAGACGCUGCGUCCGCGGAGCAGCGUGUUUUCUCCGAUGUCAUAGAAAUGGAUCUCUUUAACGUGCUACGAAAGAAGUACGGCCUUGCUGGCUUCCAAAGUUUCAUCCAAGAAAAGGUAGUUCCUCUUGCAGGUGACAUCAUUUAUGAGAACUUUGGGCUUGACAACUCGCGAGCUGAUGCGUUGUCUAAAGAUAUCGAUGUCAUCAUCAAUGGGGCUGCGACAACUAACUUCUAUGAAAGGUAUGAUGUUGCUCUGGCAUCUAAUGCACUAGGACCCAGAAAUGCGUGCGAGUUCGCAAAGAAGUGUCCCAAUCUGAAACUGUUACUUCAUAUUUCCACUGCCUUUGUAGCUGGUACACAAGAAGGGCUGUUACUAGAGAAAGCGUUCCAGAAUGGUGAAACACUAAGGGAAGGCUACUACAUGGACAUUGAAGCUGAGCUGCAGUUAGUUGAUAAGAUCAAGUCCGAACUUACGGCGGCUAAGAGCGGUACCUCAGAACAGUUGGAGAAGUCCACCAUGAAAGAACUUGGCUUAAAAAGGGCUUGUCAUUUUGGAUGGCCAAAUGUGUACACGUUUACCAAGACUAUGGGUGAGAUAUUGCUUGGCCAGCGGAGGGGAAAUCUUCCGGUUGUCAUCAUUCGCCCAACCAUGGUAACCAGCACAUAUCAAGAUCCAUUCCCUGGAUGGAUAGAAGGAGCAAGGACAAUUGAUGCUUUGAUUGUUGCGUACAAUGAGCAAGCAUUCCCAUGUUUCAUAGGCGAUCGCAGUAAUGUAAUCGAUGCUAUUCCAGCAGACAUUGUUAUAAACGCUGCAAUGGUAGCCAUCGCUGUUCAUUGGAACGAGGAAGCGCAAGUCAUUUACCACGUGAGCUCAUCACUCCAGAAUCCACUAUCCCUUUAUGCAUUUGAAGAUGCAUGUAUGGAUUACUUUUAUAUUAAUCCUCGUACACUCGAAAAUGGAAAAACCGUCCCAAAUAAAAGGCCAUACGUGUUCAAAAAUCUUUCAUUCUUCCGUCUAGUUCUGCUCCUGGUGUAUAAACUUCCGCUACAGAUGCUACACGUAAUGAGCUUCUUAUUAUGUGGAAUGUUUUCACAACACUACAAUAAGCUCAACCGAAGAUUGAAUUUCUUGAUGCUCUUGGUCAAACUUUAUGCACCAUAUGCCUUCUUCAAUGGACGCUUUGAUGACACAAACUUGUCGAGGUUGUGGAGUGAAGCUAAGAUGGAUGGUGGGGAUAAUUCCAUAUUUAACUUUGAUCCCAAGUGUGUCGAUUGGCACUCAUAUCUCGUCGAGGUCCACGUCCCAGCUGUACUAAAGUGCGCACGCAGGGAGAAAGGCCGAGCAUGAAAGAUACUAUCAUCACAAGAUGCAGCAAAAUAUAAUGGUCUGAUUGAGAUUACUUGUAAAAUAACACAGAUUAU